AUAGCUUAUCCGUUGGAAAAGAAAAAAGAAAUGCGACAUGAACAGGAGAGCGGGAACAGGAACAUGCGGAACUUUUGGACCGGGGUGGUAGCAGUACCUGCCUCAACUCGCAUGUCCCGAUCUGUCCACGGCUUCCUUGCACUUGCAUUAGAAAGCAAGCCACCUCCAGUUCCCCGUCGUUCUUGUGCAGCACCUUCGCCUUUUAACACGCAGGCACAGGCAAGGCAGGUACCUACGCCAAUCCUCGUCUCCUCUGUGGAAAAGGUACCUCACCACCACCUUCACAACCUGUUUCUGUUGGUCAGUCUUGAGAUUUUCAUUCCGCCAUCACCUCAGACAUUUCAUCCGUCGCUCAACCAAUCCACUGGUUCAUUGCAACCACUUCUGCUUUUCGGGGCCGGCCAAUUCCUCGGGGUUCUGGGAGAGACCCAGUCGAACUACCUUACGAAUGCCCUCUCGUUGACCAUCAUCGAGGAUCGACUUCGGCGCAUAUCCCAGCUGUUCGCACGCGACCAUCACGACCCUCACGACCCUCACGACACCCAUGUCGUGCUCGCCGAGGCCCAAGGCACUACGAAUGCAUCUACGAAUACUCCGUACAUAUCGAGUACCUCUCAGCGGCCACAACCCAAGCUUUCUAGCAGUGCUCCCUACACCACACACCCUGCCGGUCUGGACGUGCUUUCGAAGAAAACCUCUGUCAUGGUUCGACGCACACCCUUUCCCAUGCUCAAUGCUGGGCUCGAGUGUCCCAGAAAUGCAGGUUGCGAGCUGCAAACUGCCACGCCUCAUGACUUCAUGCACAAGGAGAGAAGCCAACGGUCCAGCAAACAAGCUGAAAGCCAAUGAGCUCUUGAAGAUUCAAAGACUGCGACAAACCCGCGGCCAUCCCGUUCGCGCCAUGAACCAAUCAUUGGCUCGGAUGCUGUUGGCUGUCUUGUCAAAUAACACCUGGGCAGCGC
Messenger RNA from Colletotrichum godetiae, 962 nucleotides. RefSeq lists its product as uncharacterized. The transcript has 4 exons. The record is from RefSeq and is a predicted model, not a curated record. Bases 31 to 849 code for a protein of 272 amino acids. Lineage: Eukaryota; Fungi; Ascomycota; Sordariomycetes; Glomerellales; Glomerellaceae.